GCGCGCGGCGCGGAGGCGGCCCGCAGGCGGUCGGGCGCGGCGGUCGGGAGCGGGCGAAGCUGGCGCGACCUGGAGGCCGCUGCGGGCGACGGCGCGCCGGGCCGGCCGAGGAAUCUUCAUUCUUAGCUGGUGAAGAAUGGGAGAGAUAGAAGGAACAUACAGAGUCCUGCAGACUCCAGGGACACGCUUGGGCACCCAGAUCCCAGCAGGGGUGAGCACCCUCGAGCCUGGGCAGACUCUCUCGGCAACAGUGGCACAGGCGUCAGCCAGAAUGCAGGAGAAGCAUCUUCACAUCCGAGUGAAGCUGCUGGACAACACUAUGGAAAUAUUUGACAUUGAGCCUAAGCGCGAUGGCCAGACGUUGCUGACCCAGGUGUGGAGGCGCUUGAACCUGACGGAGUGUGACUACUUUGGGCUGGAGUUUCAGCAUCCCCGGUCCUACUGGAUUUGGCUGGAACCUAUGAAGCCCAUCAUUAGGCAAGUACGAAGGCCAAAAAACGCUUUGCUUCGUCUAGCAGUGAAAUUUUUCCCACCUGAUCCGGGUCAGUUGCAGGAAGAAUAUACAAGAUACCUGUUUGCCUUGCAACUUAAGAGAGACCUCCUGGAGGAGCGUCUGCCCUGCACGGAUACCACGGCCGCCCUUUUGGCAUCCCACCUUCUGCAGUCGGAAAUAGGAGAUUAUGAUGAAACCCUGGACCGAGAGCACCUCAAAGCCAAUGAGUACCUGCCCAGUCAGGAGCAUUCUCUUGAAAAGAUUCUAGAAUUCCACCGGAAGCACACGGGCCAGACGCCUGCCGAGUCGGAUUUCCAGGUGCUUGAAAUUGCCCGAAAGUUGGAAAUGUAUGGCCUCAGAUUUCACAGAGCUUCUGACAGGGAGGGCGCCAGAAUUAACCUGGCUGUCUCCCACAUGGGCGUCCUUGUGUUCCAGGGCACCACCAAAAUUAAUACUUUCAACUGGUCCAGGGUCCGAAAACUCAGCUUCAAGAGGAAAAGGUUUCUCAUCAAACUGCACCCAGAGGUCCGUGGACCUUACCAGGAUACGCUGGAGUUCUUGUUGGGCAGUAGAGAUGAAUGCAAGAACUUCUGGAAGAUCUGUGUGGAGUAUCACACCUUCUUUAGACUCUUUGAUCAACCUAAGGCCAAAGCUAAAGCCGUCUUCUUCAGCAGGGGCUCGUCCUUCAGAUACAGUGGAAGAACUCAGAAACAGCUGGUGGAUUAUGUCAGAGACAGUGGGGUGAAGAGAGUUCCGUACGAAAGAAGACACAGCAAGACUCGGAUGUCUAUUCGUGCUCUGACUGCAGACUUGCCAAGGCAGAGCAUCUCAUUCACCGAGGGCAUGAGGACUUCUGCGUCCCCAUCUUCAACAAAUGUCUCCUUCUGUUCAGUUCCUACCUCCCCUCUGGCCCCUCGAGGCCCGCCCGACUUCAAAGACAGCAGUAACUCGCUCACCGAGCCCCAGGCUCCCGACGCCAGGAGGCCAGCUGCAGAGAGGAGCAGCGGAGUGGCAGCCGACGGCGACACCCGACGGGCCCAGUCCCCGGGGCCUCCUGCACCGCAGCCUUGUCAAGGCCUUUCCAUGGAGAGUCCUCAGCUUUCUCCCUCCACCCGGAAGAGCCCACUGAGCCUGAGCCCUGCGUCUCAGGUGACUCUGGGCCCAGCUGGGCAGGGCUUGUGCCCCCUCCUGAGCCCUGCCCUUAGCGACGCUGGCGGAGCCAGGAUGGACGGCGAGGAGGAGCUGAAGCACAAGAGCACGGCAGCAGAUGAGGCCUAUUUCAUAGCGAAGGAGAUUCUCGCUACAGAACGAACAUACCUGAAGGAUUUAGAAGUUCUCACUGUGUGGUUCCGCAGUGCUGUGGUCAAGGAGGAUGCCAUGCCUGCAGACCUGAUGACCCUGCUCUUCUCCAACAUAGACCCCAUCUAUGAGUUCCACAGAGGCUUCCUGCGUGAGGUGGAGCAGAGGCUGACGCUCUGGGAAGGGUCUUCCAGCACCCGUGCCACAGGUGGUCAUCAACGAAUUGGGGACAUCCUGCUCAGGAACAUGCAUCAGUUAAAGGUAGCAUGGGAGUUUACCAGCUACUUCCAAAGGCAUGAUGAAGUCCUGACAGAACUGGAAAAGGCCACCAAACGCUUUAAGAAGCUAGAGACAGUGUACAAAGAGUUUGAGCUCCAGAAGGUCUGCUACUUGCCCCUUAACUCCUUCCUGCUGAAGCCCAUCCAGCGGCUGGUGCACUACCGCCUGCUCCUGAGCCGGCUGUGUGGGCACUACGCGCCUGCGCACCCUGACUACGCCGACUGCUGCGAUGCCCUCCAGGCCAUCACAGAGGUGACCUCCACACUCCAGCACAGCCUCGCCCGGCUGGAAAACCUCCAGAAACUCACAGAGCUGCAGCGCGACUUGGUUGGCAUAGAGAAUCUCAUCACUCCCGGCAGGGAGUUUAUCCGCGAGGGCUGCCUUCACAAGCUCACCAAGAAGGGCCUGCAGCAGAGGAUGUUCUUUCUGUUCUCAGAUAUGCUGCUGUACACAAGCAAAGGUGUCACGGGCACCAGCCACUUCCGGAUCCGGGGCCUCCUUCCCCUCCGCGGCAUGCUGGGUACCUUCCGUGCUCGGCCCUCCGUGGUCCUCGGCACUGUCCCUCCUUCCACUGGGCACCUGAGCCUUCGGCAGGCGUAACAUUUGGUUCAGCUUUUUUAACCCUCAGCAAAAAGGGGGCCUGUUUGAAUGACCACAUCUGCCAUCGCCAGAAGCACACGCCAUCUGUUCUAAAGUAUACUUUUAAAAAUACUUUCAUCAUAGAAAAAAACUGAAAAUAUAAAAUAAAAAUCACUCAUGACUGGACCACCUAGUAAUACACACUGUGGGCAUUCUGCGACACGCCCUUCGGUCUUCGGAGGUAACUGAUACUCCUAGCGGCCACGCAGUUCGUCACUAACGUCUCCUGCGCUUGUAACCCAGGAGCUCUGGAUUCAUUUCGAGAUGAGCAGUAGGCUGGCAAGCCAGACUCCGGCUUUCCUAUUUCCCUACACUGGACAUUUUGGCUCCAUUCAGUUUUUCAGAAUUGAGAAAUGACACCAUUGGAUCUCUUUCGACACAUCCUUGCCUACGCCUAAAACAUACUGUUUGAGCAGUGGGUACACAGCUUUUGAGGCUCUGAACAGGACCGUGAGUCACUGCUGCAGCACCUGCUCCAGCCGACCUUCCCAUUCAGUGCAUCUGAACCUGUCUUCCCACAGCCUGGGGUGGGGGGGGCACAGGGCGUUCACCCCUCACCCUCCGCAGUUUGGUGAGGAGGGCACGGCCCUUGGCGGUCAGUGAGGCUGACAGAGUCCGUGUCUCCUGGAGUCUGGGGCCUCCCCCUGGGGUGGCACCCCGGGCGUGUCUGUCACUCUGGUCUCUAUUUGUGGCAUGUUUACAGACACCAGCCUGCUCAGGGGUCCCAGACACUUUCUCCAGUUUGUAGUUCCUUUUUAUGUUUCCUGCAGUUUGGUUUUAUUUGUAGAAUUGAAACCCCCCUGGGCAGACACUGUUGUCUUACUCCUGGGACGGCAUCUGGCAGAGAGGGCCCAACAAAUACCUGUUCAAGGAGGGAAAUCAGACAUCUCUGUAGUCCUCUGUCCAGCUUUCGAGUGCAGACUCCGAAGCCCUUCCCCACGCCAAGAUCACAUCGGCACCUUUGUCUUCUGACACAUUUACAGUUUGGAUUUUUCUUACUGCCUAAACUGUCUCCACGUGUGUCUCUGGGUGGCUGGACUGGGCCGCACCACUUGCUUUCCCCCCGUCCGUGCAGCUGCCCUCCUCAUGGCAACAGUUCCCGCCUUCACGCUUGGGGCUCUUUCUGGGCCUUCUGUUCCAUCUCUGCGCCAGCGUCCGUCCACGGUCUUCUGAGUCAUGUGUUGUGUGGAAGAGUUGCUAUGUGGAUGAAUAAGCAUGUCCCUUACUCGUCCUUUUUAAAAAGUGCUUUGUGCUCUCAAGUAUUUAAUUCUUCAAAAUAAACUUAGGAAUCACUUGGACAAAUUUCUUCCAAAAACAGCACUCAGAUUUCUAUUGAAAUCACAUUACAUUUACGUGCUAACUCAGGGUAAGGGAAGACGGACAUCUUGACCUUUUCUUGCCGGCCACUGCUCCCGCUCACUUCGGGUCAUGUGCGUCCCACAAGGCUCCGUGGUUGGCAUCUCCUGGGCCCCGCGCAGGCCAACUGUCCAUCCUGGGGCCGUCUGUAACUGGCUGGUCCCGGGGGACAGACAGCUGGCCCUCAUCCUGAAUGCAGAGGGAAGGGCGACAGGUCUUGGCUUCAGAACGAGGACCUCUAUUGUGUUUACAUCUUCCUCGUGUUUCUGACACAUGAUCAGAAAUCACACGCUGGAUUUUAGCAAAGGUGUGGGCAGCGUGUAGAGAUGUCCACCCCUCCCCGUGGACUCAAGGACGGGGUUGAAGCACCUUUGCAUUCCUAGAACCUCACUUGGUCCUGGGACGAUUUCCUGUCUGUGUUUUAGGUGGGGUUAGGUAGUAUUUUAUUUGGGAGUUAUUUCAGUCACUUAACACUGAGAUCAGUCGUGUAGGUUUUUCUUUGAUUCUAACUGUUAGGUUUUGGUACCAGGUUUAUAAAGUGAAUUGUCCAAUUCCCUUUUUAAUAACGAAAAUGCUCAAUAUUUU
Zalophus californianus (California sea lion) is the source of this 4651-nucleotide messenger RNA. It is a transcript of the gene FARP2, whose product is annotated as FERM, ARH/RhoGEF and pleckstrin domain protein 2. The record is from RefSeq and is a predicted model, not a curated record. The transcript is spliced from 22 exons. Gene Ontology annotation, molecular function: guanyl-nucleotide exchange factor activity; cytoskeletal protein binding. NCBI's taxonomy places the organism in Eukaryota, Metazoa, Chordata, Mammalia, Carnivora, Otariidae. Gene Ontology annotation, cellular component: cytoskeleton. The coding region runs from base 137 to 2671 and encodes 844 amino acids.